AUGGGUCUGAACUUGGAAGAUAUCUAUGGCCAAAAUAUAAUUGACGAACAGAAGCCCAACGAGUAUUCGAAGUACCAGCCAAAGCAAGGAUAUGGCUGGGCUAAUACUUUGCCCGAGAGGCAGGGACUUUAUGACCCUGAAUAUGAAAAGGAUGCUUGCGGAGUAGGCUUUACUGCCCAUAUUAAAGGCAAGCCCAGCCACAAGAUCGUCAGUGAUGCUCGCAAUCUCCUCUGUAAUAUGACGCAUCGAGGAGCUGUUGGCUCAGAUGCUCGGGAUGGUGAUGGUGCUGGUGUGAUGACGAGCAUUCCUCAUAAAUUCUUCAUUAAGAACUUUGCUCGUGAAGUCGGGGUUGAUCUUCCCCCUCUUGGCCAGUACGCGGUUGGCAACCUUUUCUUCAAGCCUGAUCAAGAGACACUCAAGGAUUCUACGACUACAUUUGAGGAACUUGCCACAUCCUUAGGGCUACGCGUGCUGGGGUGGCGUGAGGUUCCUCAUGAUUCUACCAUUCUGGGUCCUGCUGCUCUCUCUCGAGAGCCCGUUAUUAUGCAACCCUUUUUGGUACUGAACUCGGCCUAUGGCGACGGUAAUAAGCCCGAGAUCACAGAUCCAGAAUUAUUCGAUGAAAGAACAUUCGAGCGUCAACUGUACAUUCUUCGGAAACGUGCUACACAUGUUCUUGGUCUCGCCAACUGGUUCUAUCUGUGCUCUCUCAGCAACCGAAAUAUCGUUUACAAGGGUCAACUCGCCCCUGUCCAAGUAUAUCAGUACUACCAUGACUUGGUCAAUGUGGACUAUGAAGGCCAUUUUGCUCUUGUUCAUUCUCGUUUCUCUACCAACACAUUCCCCUCUUGGGAUCGUGCUCAACCUUUACGAUGGGCUGCCCACAACGGCGAGAUCAAUACUCUUCGAGGAAACAAGAACUGGAUGCGGGCUAGAGAAGGUGUGCUGAAAUCAGACAUUUUUGGCGAGGAACUUGACUCGCUGUACCCGGUAGUAGAGGACGGCGGCUCUGAUUCUGCCGCUUUUGAUAAUGUCCUGGAGUUGUUGAUGAUUAAUGGUGUUCUCUCCUUGCCAGAAGCAGUCAUGCUCAUGAUCCCCGAAGCAUGGCAGGGUAACCCGGCUGUGGAUCCUGCAAAGGCUGCUUUUUACGAGUGGGCUGCUUGUCAGAUGGAGCCUUGGGACGGGCCCGCCCUCUUCACGUUUUCUGAUGGUCGGUAUUGUGGCGCAAAUCUUGACCGUAAUGGUUUGCGUCCCUGCCGUUUCUAUGUCAUGGACGAUGAUCGUAUCAUUUGUGCGUCUGAGGUCGGUGCUGUCGAUAUUGACCCAGAGCGUGUGGUACAGAAGGGCCGCUUGCAACCUGGAAAGAUGCUACUGGUUGACACCGUGGCUGGCCGAAUCAUUGAUGACUCCGAGCUCAAAUAUACUGUCUCUCAUCGUCAAGACUUCGCCGCAUGGUUGGAAAAAGAGCUUUUGAAGCUGCCCACCAUCAAUGAGAAGUUGCUCCAACGCAAUGUCGAUCUUAGUUACACAAUUGAUGACACCACUGUCCAGAACGACCCCCGCCUCAAAGCUUUCGGAUACUCCUUUGAGCAGGUCAGCCUGCUGCUUGGUCCCAUGGCGGCCGACUCCAAGGAGGCAUUGGGCUCGAUGGGAAAUGAUGCUCCGUUAGCUUGCAUUGCCCAACAGCCACGUCUUCUAUACGAAUAUUUCCGCCAGCUUUUUGCGCAAGUUACAAAUCCACCCAUAGACCCUAUCCGAGAGGCUGUGGUUAUGUCUCUUGAGUGCUACGUCGGUCCCCAGGGUAAUCUUCUAGAGAUGGAUGCCUCGCAAUGCCGCCGCCUCCUCCUUCCUUCUCCCAUCUUGAGCAUCCCCGAGUUCAAUGCCCUGAAGAAUAUUGACAAGGCGCACAAUGAUUGGACCGUAAGGACUAUUGACAUUUCCUUCGAGAAGAAGAAGGGCGUUCCGGGAUAUCUAGAGGCACUUGAUGCCAUUUGUGACGCUGCUACCGUGGCAAUUCAGAAUGGGGACAAGGUUCUUGUACUUUCUGACCGUGCUACUUCGGCAGACAGAGUUUCAGUGUCUGCUCUUCUAGCUACUGGUCUCGUACAUCAUCAUUUGGUUCGUAACAAGUGGAGGUCUCUUGCAGCCCUGGUUGUCGAAACUGCUGAGGCUCGGGAAGUCCACCACAUGUGUGUUCUGGUUGGUUAUGGUGCCGACGCCAUCAAUCCAUACCUGGCUAUGGAGUGCAUUCUCAAGAUGAAUCGCGAGAAGUUGAUCCGCAAGCAACUGCCAGACGACAAAGUUAUCGAAAAUUAUAAAGCCUCGUGUGAUGGAGGUAUCCUAAAAGUCAUGAGCAAGAUGGGUAUUUCUACGCUGCAGUCGUACAAGGGCGCACAGAUCUUUGAGGCACUUGGUAUUGAUGAUACCGUCAUUGACCGAUGCUUCGCGGGGACCGCGAGCCGCAUCCGUGGUUUAACGUUCGAGCUGAUUGCUCAGGAUGCGUUUGCUUUACAUGAACGCGGUUACCCAUCACGUUCAGUUAUUGAAAUCCCUGGACUUCCUGAGUCUGGCGAAUAUCACUGGCGUGAUGGAGGCGAGGAGCAUGUGAACGACCCGGUCAGCAUCGCUAAUAUGCAAGAUGCAGUGCGUACAAAGAACGACAAAUCUUACGAAGCCUACGCCAAAGCGGAGCACGAGCAGAUCAAGAACUGUACUCUCCGUGGUAUGCUCGACUUUGAUUUUGAGCAGCGCACUCCUAUCCCCAUCGAUCAAGUUGAGUCUUGGACUGAAAUCGUCCGUCGAUUUGUGACAGGCGCAAUGUCCUAUGGAUCCAUUUCCAUGGAGUCUCACUCUACCUUAGCUAUUGCUAUGAACCGUCUUGGGGGCAAAUCCAACACUGGAGAAGGAGGUGAAGAUCCUGAGCGAAGCAAGAGAAUGGAGAAUGGGGAUACCAUGCGGUCUGCAAUCAAGCAAAUCGCUUCCGGCCGUUUCGGUGUGACAUCUCAUUAUCUAGCCGAUGCUGAUGAAUUGCAGAUCAAAAUGGCCCAAGGUGCUAAACCAGGCGAAGGUGGUGAGCUUCCUGGUCAUAAAGUCGUUGGUCCUAUUGCUCACACCCGUUAUUCCACUCCUGGCGUUGGUCUGAUAUCGCCACCCCCCCACCAUGAUAUAUAUUCAAUUGAAGACCUCAAGCAGCUCAUCUACGACCUCAAAUGUUCGAACCCUCGUGCACGUGUCUCUGUUAAGCUCGUAUCGGAAGUUGGUGUUGGUAUUGUUGCCUCUGGUGUUGCCAAAGCCAAAGCCGAUCAUAUUCUGAUCUCUGGUCAUGACGGCGGUACUGGUGCUUCUCGUUGGACUGGUAUCAAGUAUGCUGGCCUUCCUUGGGAACUGGGUCUUGCCGAGACUCACCAAACCCUUGUUCUCAAUGACCUCCGGGGUCGUGUAGUUGUGCAGACUGAUGGUCAACUCCGCACUGGCCGCGAUCUUGCUAUCGCUUGUCUCCUCGGAGCCGAAGAGUUUGGCUUUGCCACAACUCCCUUGAUCGCUAUGGGAUGCAUUAUGAUGAGGAAAUGCCACCUGAAUACUUGCCCUGUCGGCAUUGCUACUCAGGACCCUGAACUGAGGAAAAAGUUCUCAGGCACCCCGGAGCAUGUCAUCAACUUUUUCUACUAUGUUGCCAAUGAAAUGCGCGCUAUCAUGGCCAAAUUAGGUAUUCGUACCGUGAAUGAAAUGGUUGGGCGGGCUGAGCUACUCAAGACCAGAGAUGACAUCCGGACUGCUAAGCAGGAGAGGAUCGAUCUUUCUCUCAUUCUGACUCCUGCUCAUUCCUUGCGACCCGGAGUUGCUACAUACAAUGUCCGCAAACAGGACCAUCGUCUGCACACUCGUCUCGAUAAUAAGCUGAUUGCAGAGUCUGAACUUGCGCUUGAGAAGGGUCUUCCCUGUAGGAUUGAGUGUGAUAUAGUUAAUACUGAUCGUGCACUGGGCGCUACACUCUCUUACCAGGUCAGUCGCCGCUUUGGUGGCGAAGGUCUUCCACAGGAUACAAUCCACGCCAACAUCAAGGGCUCUGCUGGUCAGUCGUUUGGCGCUUACCUCGCUCCAGGUAUCACUCUUGAGCUUGAGGGUGAUGCCAACGACUAUAUCGGCAAGGGUCUAUCGGGAGGCCGUCUCAUAAUCUAUCCUCCCCGUGGUGCAGCCUUCAAAGCAGAGGAGAACAUCAUCGUUGGUAACACUUGCCUCUAUGGUGCUACCAGGGGUACUUGCUUCUUCCGUGGUGUGGCUGCUGAGCGUUUUGCUGUCCGUAACUCAGGUGCUACUGCGGUCGUUGAGGGCGUUGGUGACCACGGAUGUGAAUAUAUGACUGGAGGUCGUGUUCUCAUUCUUGGCUCAAUUGGCCGCAACUUUGCUGCUGGUAUGUCUGGUGGUAUUGCUUACGUCCUCGAUAUGGACCAGGACUUCCACUCAAAGGUAAACAUGGAAAUGGUGGAGGUCUCCGGUCUGGAAGAUCCCGCCGAAAUUGCCUUUGUCCGCGGUCUUAUCGAGGACCAUCACCACUACACUGGAUCGGAACUAGCUGCUCGCAUUCUACUGGACUUUACCCGUGCUCUUCCUCACUUUGUCAAGGUUCUACCUACCGAUUACAAGCGGGUGAUGGAGGAGGAAGCUGCCAAGGCUGAAGCUGCUAAGAGGGCUGAGUUUACUGUGCCCCAGCUUCCUAGCGCACCUUCCAACGUUGAGCAGCUCAGGGCGGGCGAGGCCAGGAAAGCUGAGAUGCUUGACAUUGAGGAUAGCGUGAGCGAUUCAAAGACCGAGAAGAAGCGGUCAGCACUCAUCCUUGACAAGACAAGGGGUUUCAUGAAGUAUAACAGGCGCAGUGAGAAAUAUCGGAACCCUGGUACUCGUACACGUGAUUGGGCCGAGCUUUCUAGUCGUCUAACUGAGGAUGAGCUCAAGUAUCAAUCUGCCCGUUGUAUGGACUGCGGUGUUCCCUUCUGCCAGUCUGACACUGGCUGCCCCAUCUCUAACAUCAUUCCUAAGUGGAACGAACUUGUUUUCCAAAACCAGUGGCAGGAUGCCCUUAACCGCUUGCUCAUGACCAACAACUUCCCCGAGUUCACUGGCCGUGUUUGCCCCGCCCCUUGUGAAGGUGCUUGCGUUCUUGGGAUCAAUGAAGACCCUGUUGGGAUCAAGUCUAUCGAAUGUGCCAUCAUUGACCGUGGUUUCGAGAUGGGCUGGAUGGUACCUCGUCCUCCUAAGAUCCGUACCGGUAAGACGGUUGCCGUCAUUGGCUCCGGCCCAGCUGGCCUCGCAGCUGCGGACCAGCUAAACCGCGCUGGACACGCCGUCACCGUAUACGAACGUGCUGAUCGUAUUGGCGGUCUUCUUAUGUAUGGUAUCCCCAACAUGAAACUCGACAAGAAGGUCGUGCAACGCCGCGUCGAUCUGAUGGCUGCCGAGGGCGUCAUAUUUGUGCCCAACACUGCUGUUGGCCCUGGUCAAGAAGUUUCUUUGGACUCCCUGCGUAGGACGAACGAUGCUGUUAUCAUUGCUACUGGUGCCACAGUGGCUCGGGAUCUCAAGGUUCCCGGCCGAGAGCUGGAAGGCGUACAUUUUGCCAUGCAAUUCUUACACCGCAAUACCAAGUCGCUCCUUGACUCUAAUCUUGCUGAUGGCGCAUAUAUCUCCGCCAAAAAUAAACACGUUGUUGUCAUUGGAGGUGGUGAUACUGGAAAUGAUUGCAUUGGUACCUCUGUCCGUCACGGUGCUAAGUCUGUUACCAACUUUGAGCUACUUCCCCAGCCGCCUCCAGAGCGUGCUCGCGACAACCCAUGGCCCCAAUGGCCGCGCAUCUACCGUGUUGAUUACGGCCACUCUGAAGUCAAGGCCCAUAUGGGCAAGGAUCCUCGUGAGUACUGUGUCAUGUCUACAGAGUUUGUCGAUGACGGCAACGGCCAUGUCAGGGGCAUCAACACUGUUCGUGUUGAGUGGACUAAGAGCGCUUCUGGAGGUUGGGAUAUGAAGACAGUUGAGGGCAGUGAACAGUUCUUCCCCGCAGACCUUGUCUUGCUGUCCAUGGGAUUCCUUGGGCCUGAAGACCGCCUUCUUGGCGAUGAGAUAGAAUGUGAUGCUCGCAAGAAUGUCAAGACACCCCCCGGUCAAUAUUCCUCUAAUGUCCCUGGUGUUUUUGCUGCUGGCGAUUGCCGUCGCGGACAAUCCCUCAUUGUUUGGGGUAUCAAUGAGGGCCGUCAGUGUGCCCGCGAAGUCGACACCCAUCUUAUGGACAUUAGCUCUCAGCUUCCUGUCACUGGCGGUAUUGUUCGUCGGCCGGCUAUUGAUGCGGUUCGGCAGUCCACCGAACAAGCUGUUUCCGCAUGA
Messenger RNA from Aspergillus bombycis, 6375 nucleotides. RefSeq names its product glutamate synthase (NADH). Gene Ontology annotation, molecular function: iron-sulfur cluster binding; iron ion binding; FMN binding. The transcript has 4 exons. The record is from RefSeq and is a predicted model, not a curated record. NCBI's taxonomy places the organism in Eukaryota, Fungi, Ascomycota, Eurotiomycetes, Eurotiales, Aspergillaceae. The coding region runs from base 1 to 6375 and encodes 2124 amino acids.